This is a messenger RNA of Ipomoea triloba (trilobed morning glory), 1644 nucleotides long. Its product is annotated as probable leucine-rich repeat receptor-like protein kinase At1g35710. The record is from RefSeq and is a predicted model, not a curated record. The transcript has a single exon. Bases 1 to 1644 code for a protein of 547 amino acids. Gene Ontology annotation, molecular function: protein binding. NCBI's taxonomy places the organism in Eukaryota, Viridiplantae, Streptophyta, Magnoliopsida, Solanales, Convolvulaceae.
AUGUGUAAUUGGACGGGUAUUGUCUGCAAUGGUGGUGGAGUAAGUAGUGUUUCUGGUAUCAAUCUUCCCAAUGUAGACCUCUCUGGUACUCUUCAUCACCUCAAUUUUACUUCUUUUCCGAGCCUCACUGGUUUCAACAUCAGUGGAAACAACUUCAAUGGAUCAAUCCCACCCACCAUUGGUGAUCUGUCCAACUUGGUCUUCUUGGACUUGAGCAACAAUCAGUUUGAUGGAAGCAUACCGCCACAGAUUGGGAAGUUGAGGGAGCUUCAGUACCUCUCCCUUUACUACAACAAUAUUAGUGGUGUUGUUCCACAUCAGAUUGGGAAUCUUCAGAAGGUACGGUUUCUUAACUUUGGGUCAAAUUCUUUUCAAGGAGAAAUCCCGUCUUCAAUAGGUCAACUCAAAGAUCUUCAAGUGUUGGAUAUUAGUGACAAUUACUUGAAUUCAAGUAUUCCUUCUGAGAUUGGUAAUUACACUAACCUCACUCACCUGGUUCUCACUUCAAAUUCACUCUAUGGGUCAUUGCCUUCAUCACUGUCAUCUUUGACCAAGUUGUCUGAGCUAGACUUAUCAGAAAAUUUCCUUUCCGGAAAGAUUUCACCCAAUUUUAUCUCCAAUUGGGCCAAGCUCGUGUCUUUAGACCUUAUGGAGAAUUUUUUCAAUGAGAGUAUUCCAUCUGAAAUUGGUUUGCUUACAAAUCUCGAAACCCUUGACUUGAGUGAAAAUAAUUUUUCAGGCACCAUUCCAGCUCACAUAGGAAACUUGCAGAGUUUAAUUGAGUUAGAUAUGUCUAAAAAUAGUUUCUUCGGUCAAAUUCCUCACACAAUUGGAAAUCUCACUAGACUCAGUUCUCUAAACCUUUAUUCUAAUAAUCUCACCGGAAUGCUUCCACCUCAAAUAGGAAAUUUGAGGAAUUUGAGUCUUCUAGCAUUGUCAGCAAAUAAUCUUUAUGGUGCAAUACCUCAGACAUAUGGAAACCUAACAAGCCUUAGUUAUCUAUUUCUUCAAACCAAUAAUCUCAACGGAAUGCUUCCACCUCAUAUAGGAAACUUGAAAAUUUUGUUUGUUCUAGCCUUGUUUGAAAACAACCUUUCUGGAUCCAUACCUCAUACAAUUGGAAACCUCACAAACCUAGAGAUUCUAAUGUCUUCCACCAAUAAUCUCACUGGAAUGCUUCCGCCUCAAAUAGGGAACUUGCAGUAUUUGACACAUCUAGACUUGUCAACAAACAAUCUUUAUGGUCUAAUACCUCAGACAAUUGGAAACCUCUCCAGCCUUGAAAUCCUACUCCUUUCUGCAAACAAUCUCAGUGGAACACUUUUGUCCAAGAGGGAAAAUCUAUCAUCAAUGGUUAUCUCUUCAACCAUAUGCAAUUUACAUUCUCUCCAAAUUUUGGUUUUGGCCACCAAUUCUUUAACUGGCUCAAUACCUCAAUGUUUGGGAAACACAAGCAAAGAUCUCUCUGUGUUGGAUUUGCGCCAUAAUCAAUUUCAUGGGCCUAUCCCAACAAGUUUUAAGGUUUGCAAUUCAUUGAGCAGACUUAAUUUGCAUGAUAAUCAGUUAGAGGGAGCAAUACCACAAUCUUUAAUUAAUUGUGGAUCUUUAGAAGUUCUUGAUCUUGGACACAAACAAUUUGAGUGA